GCUCAGCCUAGUUAUAAAGCAGUUUUCACAGUCAGUCACCUGCUUUCACAGUCAGUCUGGGUCUAAGGAGACAUGGCCAUGAUAUACCCCAACAUGACAGACGAGUACUACGAUGAAUACUUCAAUGUAAUAUCAAAUUACAACAAUCAGCUCUGCAGCAACCCCAAUGUAAGUGCCUUCAGCCGAGUCUUCCUCCCUACCCUCUACAGCAUUGUCUUCAUCGUGGGUUUCAUUGGCAAUGGCCUGGUGUUGUGUGUCCUGGUCAAAUACCACAAAAGGUCGAAUGUGACAGAUGUAUGCCUCUUCAACCUUGCCCUUUCUGACCUCCUCUUCCUUAUCUCAUUGCCUUUUUGGGGCCACUAUGCCGCCAUCAAUGAGUGGACCUUUGGGGAUUUCAUGUGCCAUGCAGUGACAGCACUCUACAUGUUGGGAUUCUAUGGAAGUAUCUUCUUCAUGAUCCUCAUGACCUUGGACCGCUAUGCUGUCAUUGUCCAUGCCCAUACUUCCCUUUUCUCCAAGCACCGUUCUGUCAGAGCUAGCGUAGCUAUGGCUUUGUUUAUGUGGGCACUUAGCUUGGGAGCUUCUCUGCCAACCAUCAUUUUCUCCCAAGUGAAGAAUGAAUCAGAUGGAUGGGCAUGCACAGAGGUAUAUCCAGAAGGGACAGCGUGGAAGUUAUUCUCUUACAUUGAACUGAACAUCUUUGGCUUGAUUAUUCCUCUCUCAGUGAUGGUGUUCUGCUACACACAUAUCAUCCCCAUCUUAAUGACCAUGAAGUCUCAGAGGAGACACAAAGCUGUCAGGCUCAUCCUGGUUUUGGUUAUUGUUUUCUUCCUCUUCUGGACCCCCUACAACAUCGUCAACUUCCUGAAGUUCCUGCAUCACUUGGGCUACAUGACCAGCUGUCAGUGGCAACAGGACCUGAACAUGGCUAUGCAGUGGGUGGAAACCAUAGCGUUCAGUCACUGCUGCCUCAACCCCAUAAUCUACGCCUUAGUGGGGCAGAAAUUCAGGACUUUAGUUCUCAAGAUACUAAAACAGUGGUUUCCUGUUGGCUUUCGUCAGUGCACAACAAUCGUCAAUGAGUUCUCAGAGAGGAGGAGCUCUAUGUCCUCACGCUCCUCAGUGAUUUCCAGCACAAAGAUUAUGUAGCCAGAAGUUCAGCAGUUGAAACAUGGGUUAAUCAGAUAAAAUCAAAAUUGUAACCAUCAUUGGGUGUUAUCACCAAAGCACAUUUCACAAUUCUCCAUACUUUGGUUUGAUUUCCCCUUUUCUAGAGAAUGUUUUUGGUUACAUGUUGUCAUUAUUUUACUUUUUUAGUUAUUGAUGUUUAUGCAUAAUUUUUCAUGUUUAUGCUUAGUUCUCUAUUUUAGACAAACAAAGCAUGUAUUGCUUGCAGCAAGCAAAGGGUCUCAUGAGCCCAUUUUUUAAAUAUAUUUUACUGAAUCUAAUAUUCUACUCUUAUAAUAUGUAAUCACAUUAUAUUAAGGGUUAUUAAAUGUUUUUUUUGUUAUAUAUUUGUCAUACUAUUUGCCAUAAUGUAUAUGGAGCCCAUCUAUUAUUUUAUUAUUUUAUUUUGAAGUAUGAUCCUAGAGGUUUAAUAUUUCACCCUCUGUAUACAUGAGCAUUGAUGGGAUGCUAAAAAUACAUUUGUCUUGGUUGGUAUUCUGAUUAAUCAUUUCAAAAGCUCUGAAAAAUUUGCACUCUCAAAGCUAGAAAAAAUGUGUAAUGUCACAUACUGAGGGGAUAAUGAUGGGAUAAAAAAAAGUUCCCCCAGCUCAUUUCAUACAUAACAAAAUGUAUUUAAUUAUAAGUAACAAAUAAUAAUAAUAAUAAUAAUAAUAAUAUAAAGACAUGCUGUUAUAGGAAAACAAUCAAUGACAGGCUAGUGUGAUGUGGCCUGACACCAAACAGCAUUAUUUUUACCAUCCCGAGUAUUUUCCAAUAAUAGCAACUCCCAGAGUGUUUUAUA
Molecule: messenger RNA, 1969 nt
Organism: Pangasianodon hypophthalmus (striped catfish)
Lineage: Eukaryota; Metazoa; Chordata; Actinopteri; Siluriformes; Pangasiidae
Product: C-C chemokine receptor type 5
Exons: 2
Coding region: 73-1149 (358 amino acids)
Biological process (GO): chemotaxis; immune response; G protein-coupled receptor signaling pathway
Cellular component (GO): membrane
Molecular function (GO): chemokine receptor activity
Source: RefSeq, a predicted model, not a curated record